AGCACAGGGUCGAUUUAACGCAUUCUGAAGUUUGAAAGUGCAUAUGAUACUCAAGCGUAUUUGGUUAUUGCCAAUCUUAGCCGUUGGUUUUCUUCUAGCGGGUAUGUUUAGUGGGUAUAUUAUCGGAACUACUAGAGGCGAUUUUCCUCCAAUUCUCCCCUUCAUUAGUGAUGGAGGUGCUUACUCACCCGAAGCUUCAGUUUUUGGACAACUUCUCAACAUCGCUGGUUUUCUUUAUAUCAUUACAAUUUACAUCAUACAUCAACAUAUUUUCGAAUUCUAUGGGCAUUAUCAGAAGUAUGAACGGACAAAGUGGUGGUAUGGGUGCCAAAUACUGAUGUAUAUAGGAUUUGCAAGCGCUAUAGGACUAAUGUUGGUUGCAAACUUUCGUGAAACGGAGAUUAUAGUUGUGCACAUAAUUGGUGCUUUAUUGGCUUUCUUCUCAAUGGUCAUCUAUGGAUGGGGACAUGUGAUCUUCGAAUACGCUGUUUUGCCGCGUUUGGUGCCACUGUUCUUGUGUCAUAUUCGAGUUAUCAUCAUGCUUGUUACUACAGCCUGCCUCAUAGUAAACCUUGUAGCAGGAUUUUCGAAUGUCUUUGACCAAAAAGACGCAGGCGAAUUUCCUGGGUUCAAUGACAUGAAUCGAACGAAAGACUCACCGUUCUACACGCGGCUGAUAGUGGCUACCAGUACGGAAUGGGGCAUGGUUCUAGCAAUGCAAAUAUUCAUACUAAGCUUCGUGUUCGAAUUGCGGUCGUUCCAUGUGCAAGCCCCCAAAGUCAUCCUCUUCAAACAAGAAAAUGGAGAGAUGCACACAAAGGAGAUUCUAUAGCUAGAGUCGUACGAAAGAAACUUCAACAUUUUCAAACUCCCUUUACUUACAACUUGUUUUUUUUAAAUGUAUUCAAGGUCCUCAGUGCAACGAUUGCAGAUGUGUGAGCAAGGU
Messenger RNA from Cylicocyclus nassatus, 946 nucleotides. The record is from the annotation of a GenBank genome assembly. Lineage: Eukaryota; Metazoa; Nematoda; Chromadorea; Rhabditida; Strongylidae.